AUGUCGACUACAACAUCCCUCACAACCACGCUUGUUGCACCGGCCAUGAAGGGUAUCACUAUAUCAGAAAACCAAUGUCCUAUGUGUUGGGGUGAAGGAUUUCCCCAAGAUGGCUCUGGCGCCCACGAUAGGAUCCAGGAGUUAGAGGGGCAGGUGCACGCGUUGACAGCGCGCGCUUCGGCUACAGCCUCCAAACUUAACGAGUACGAAGAAGAACUUCGACGUCUACGCUCCUCCCAAUCUAAAGGACCCUACCACACACCUCGAAGCAGCUCCUCAAUGGGCCGACCCCCCUCCCAAAGCGACCACUCCUCACCACAGCGCCCAGGAACCUCAGAGUCCCAGUCCCAACCACAAACAUACCACAGCCGCCUUACAAACCUAGCCUCCUUCCUCCCCUACCGACGCGGCAGCACAACCACCGCAAGCGCACCCACAACAUCCAGCGGUCUCCCAAGUACCCCAACCGCCCUAACAGCACCCCUCACGCACAUGUCCCCACCGCACAGCGACACCUCCGAGCUGCAGGAUGCGCUUGCGCGCGAACAGAGACGGCGCGAAGCUGCCGAGACGCAGCUUUCGCAGGCAAGUACUGAACUAGAGGACUUGACUGUGCAGCUUUUCAGUCAGGCGAAUGAGAUGGUCGCUGAGGAGCGGAGGGCCCGCGCGAAGCUGGAGGAGAGGAUUGCUGUGUUGGAGAGGAGGGAUCUUGAGAAACGUAACCGGUUGGAGAGGUUGGAGAAGGCUGUGGCGCGUGUGGAACGGUUGAGGGCUUUGGUUAAUCAUGAAUGA
This is a messenger RNA of Penicillium vulpinum, 792 nucleotides long. RefSeq lists its product as uncharacterized. Gene Ontology annotation, biological process: exocytosis. Gene Ontology annotation, cellular component: Golgi to plasma membrane transport vesicle; cell tip. The record is from RefSeq and is a predicted model, not a curated record. Bases 1 to 792 code for a protein of 263 amino acids. NCBI's taxonomy places the organism in Eukaryota, Fungi, Ascomycota, Eurotiomycetes, Eurotiales, Aspergillaceae. Gene Ontology annotation, molecular function: guanyl-nucleotide exchange factor activity. The transcript has 2 exons.